AAUAGCCAAUUGAAUGACUCUCAUAGGCAAUUAUUAUCAUUAUGUAUAUUUCAGUCUUUGUGUUUGAUAAAGGGAAAUUCUGUUCAUGGAUUCUGCUGAAUAACCAGUCUUAUUCAUCUUUUGGUUUCCAUAGAUUUAUUGUUCUUUUUGGUAUUCUCUUAAAAAUUCCAACAAGUGGGAUUGGGUCUGGUACAAGAACCUUAUGUGAUAAAGCAUUAGGUCAUGAGAUCCACUCUCAGUCCAUAUGAUAUUGGAAGACAGUUCAUAUGAUAUUGGAAGACGUGUCACACCAACAUCAUGUUAAAAAAUUUACUGAAUACAUUACAAUUUAUUAAAAAAUUAUCCUAUUACUACAGUCUUAAUUUUUUUUUUCAACAAAUAGCUGAUUAUUACAAAACCUAACCUCCACUCUAUUUAUAGGAACACCCCAGAUAGCUCCCCUGUAUCCAACAACCACCAAAGCUUCAACUUCUGGUUUUUAAGCAAUCUAGCCUAGUUUGUCCUUAGUUUGUGUCGAUUUCAUUGUCUGUCAAACCAUUUGAAGCUGUUGGGUUUUAUUUAUCAAUCCACUUUCAUAGCUUUGAGGGUUUUGACCCUUCAGAACAUCCUUAACUGCAGUUUUUCUAGAGAAUUUCAUCCCACAUGUUUUCUUUCAGAAGUUACCAAUUGUCCCAUUUGUUCUGCACAUUCUACUGAAUUUCCUCACUGGGUAUUUAGUUCAAUUGAGUUCUUCACCUCUGUAUUUGCUCCUGUAGUAUAUUAAAGAAUUGGGCACUCCACUUUUACUGUAAUUUUAUUGUCCUGCUGGAGGUUAAGAGUAUUUGGAUGAUUUGCUGCUGGUAGUUGUCUAGGAUUGCUUUGAAUAUUCUUUUACUUUCGACCAGUUAGACUUGUGUGUCCAUUGUCUUUUAGAAGCUCUAUUAAAAAAAUUGUUACUGAAAGGUUGGCAUAGCACAUACAAGUGCAAUAUAUUGUUCCUCUGAAUCAGUCCUGAGUUUGUUUGGCUGAAAGCUUGAAUUCGGCAAUAUGGCCAGUCAUCAAAGUUCUUCAUCUGAGGGAAACACUUCUUCAACUUGGACAUCCAAGCAAAAUAAAUUGUUUGAGAGGGCCAUAGCCAUCUAUGACAAAGACACUCCUGACCGUUGGCAAAAGGUGGCUGCGAUGGUUGAUGGGAAAUCUCCAGAGGAAGUCAAAAGGCAUUAUGAGAUUCUGUUAGACGACUUGACUGGCAUUGAAUCAGGCAAAGUGCCUUCCCCCAAAUACAAAUCUUCUGGUUGAUUUUUCUGGUUGAUUUUUCAAACAAGGAAAACAGACAAUAUAUGGUAUGAAUCUACAACGGAGCUCCUGAAUUAAAGUUUACCUAUUAUUACUCCUACUACUAAAUUCUACAAGGAGAUAGCAGAAGAUAACUUAGAAGUUGUUCAGAAGCAUAGCAUAACAAAAUGACUGGGCACCUGUGAAUACUUUCCAUGAUAAAUAUAAUAUAGAAAUACCUGUAACAGUCAUAUAUACUUAAAUAAAAGGAGGAAGACUCAAGUUAUAUAAGAAUUUGGGUGCUCUCCCCUCUUCAAUUUCUGUUAAAAAACAAAUAGUACUACAAGUUCUAUAUACAGGAUGUGAAGGUGGUGAUAUAUGAGAGCCAGUAUUUAUAGAGAAAUAGCCUAAUAUGUAUUUUUAUUAUAAAACAUGUCUUAAAUAUGAAAUGGAUUCAUAUAUUACUUUUGAGAGGUUAUGAAAAAACUGAAAAAACUAGCAAU
Messenger RNA from Cryptomeria japonica (Japanese cedar), 1757 nucleotides. RefSeq names its product protein RADIALIS-like 5. Lineage: Eukaryota; Viridiplantae; Streptophyta; Pinopsida; Cupressales; Cupressaceae. The coding region runs from base 1027 to 1278 and encodes 83 amino acids. Gene Ontology annotation, molecular function: DNA-binding transcription factor activity. The transcript has 2 exons. The record is from RefSeq and is a predicted model, not a curated record.